CCUCAGGGUAUUCGAAGAGGAUGAGGAGCUCGAGGGUUUCAGGCGAGAGGCGGCAGUCCUGCGUGAGAAGCUGUGGGAGGCUCUCAGGUAGGAUGGCACCUGGGAAGGAUGGCAGAACGGCACGUGGGAUUCCUGCUGCUUCUGACCAGCGAUGAGCCGGAGCAUGAGAUCCCAAAAUGCACGUAUAUCGUACCAAAAUGCUGGCCACAAACGUAUUCACAGAUGAGAGGAUGGGGCCAACAGGUGCCCAUUCAUACAUCUGGUAACAAAAGGCAGUCCAGUUCUUUGAUCGACCUCACCUCGGACAGCUCGUGGGAUCAGCAAAAGCCUCACUUGGUUUCUUCAGGCCCCAAAUCCCGCUUGAGGCCAAAAAGUGCUUCAUCUCCCUGGAUCCCUUCCAUCACCAUCCCUAAGCCCUUUGAAAUGACGCUGCGGGAGGCUCGCAAAAAGUCCCAGCUGAUGAAGUCAUACAUGUUUCUUGAACUAGAUAAGCAGAGAGACAAAAGGCAAAGCCAGGAUGAAGCUGAAUGUCAGAAACAAUUCCGGGCACAGCCUGUACCUGCCCACGUGUUUCUGCCCCUUUAUCAGGAAAUAAUGGAGCAGAAUGAGAUUCGCAGGCAAAUAGCAACACAGAAAAGAAGGGAGCUGCUGCUUUCAACCCAGAGGCCCUUCAGUUUCCUGGAGAAGGAGGAGAAAAAGAAAGAAGCUAUGAGACAGAAGUUCCUGGCAGCAGCAACUCCAAAUGAGAGCUCCAACCAGAAGCAAGCCAGUAAAAAAGUUCCUAAAUCUACUUACAACCCACUUCUUGGAGAUAAACUCAAAGAAGCUGAACUCUACAGAGAAAUCCGCAUUCAAAUGAGAGCCAAGGAUUUGCUUGAGAGCUCCAUAGCUCCAAUAGAUACCAGCAACUGUCGGAGAGAGCCUCACUCCCGAACUGCCACUAAGACUAAGCAGGAAAAACUUGGCUUCUUGCAGGACACAAGUUUCAGCUUCAAACCAAGGAUUAAUCCAACAAUACCUGAUUUUGAAGGACUUUACUGGGCAUUUCAGAGGGAAGCAGUACGGAGACAAGAAAUCAGAGAGGCAACGCGCAAUAAGCCAUUCAAGCUAAGAACCUCCAAUCUCCGUGGCAGGCAGAGGCAGGCCAAUGAGAAGAUAAAGGAUUCUCAGCAACUUUCCAAGGUUUCAGUGCAAAAAAGCAAUUCUCUGACUGGACUUUCCUCUCUCUCUUCCAACACCCUUCCAGUGCAUAUUACAGAUGCCACUAGAAAAAGGGAAUCCGCUAUUAGAUCCUCCCAAGAUAACAAAAAGGAAGGGGACAAAGAAGGAAUUUAUUGGCGAGAGAAACAGAAAAAGAAAUGUCAAGCUAUCCAAAAGUCAGUGAACAGCCGAGCAAAAGCCCUGGAUCCGCAUAAAAGUCUGGAGGAAACACACAAAGAGAAGGUGAAACAGAACUGGCAAAAUAUGAGACAGAGGGCAAAAGAAUACAGAAAGGAGCUGGAAGAAAUGCAGCUGCGAGUCAAGAACAGACCAUACCUCUUUGAACAGGUCACCAAGCAUGAUGCUCGUCAAGGAGCAGAGCGUCGCUACAGACAAACUCUCCAGCAGGUUGGGCUAAGUGAAGAAUUUGUAAGGAAAAAAGGGAAAGCUGCUACUGACUUGUUGGGAGAAGAAUCUGAUGUUCACAGAGUGCCCAAGCCUCGGGGUGAAAGGAACGACUGUACUGCACAGGAAGGAGAACCUCAAGAGGAACUGAGUGGAAAGGAAACAGCAACGUGAGAUUCAGCAGAAGAAUCUGUCGAUCGUCUUGACUUUUUCAAUUCAAGAUUCUCCACGUUAAUCCUCAGGAAUUUACUGGUUUAGGCUGACACCUAAGAAUUGCUCUGGGGUAAGUGAAGUUAGUCAAGGAAAAAAAGACCAACUGUUACUUGGAGCGUGUCUUCUCCAAUCCAGCAAAUACUGCAAUCUCCCUUAGUCUUCACAAGCAUUCCCUAUGUGAGCCACUUCCCUUUCUUUAACAGGAAACAAGUUUUAAAAGCUGAAGCACUACCUUUGGAUAAAAGUAGACAUGAAAGACUGAAGAGGUGCAUCCUCUAGUGUCAGCUCCUUUGUUCAAACACAGAAAGGGGAGAAUGCCUUUCAGCGUACUAACCUUGGUUUAGACAUGUAUGUGGCAGAAUACUUUAAAAAAAAAAAAAAAAGAAUAUGACCUACCUUGAGAGAAGACUCAGAGGGAAAUCCUUCUCUGGUGUUAAGUCUUCGGUCACUCAUUACAAACUCUGCUCCUUCCUCCCAUUAGGAAGAAGCAAUAAUCUUUCUAUACUAGAGUAUCUCCCAUAUUUCAUUGUUAGAAACUGUUUUACCAAAGAUGGACUUUGGUGGAAGAGAGAUUAGGUACUUCCUGUUGGCAUGUUGCACUCAAAUGCCUGAGGCAUCCUGAAUGGUACAGUUCACACACUAGUGGUCUUCCUUUACCUGACAGUAAUAAAGAUCUUAAAAAUACAAACACUUACCACCCGGAAUGUUUUCUGAGAAUUGUGGUAUCAAAGCACUUUGAGAUUAAAAGAUUUUCAAACGGC
Molecule: messenger RNA, 2579 nt
Organism: Apus apus (common swift)
Lineage: Eukaryota; Metazoa; Chordata; Aves; Apodiformes; Apodidae
Gene: FAM161B
Product: FAM161 centrosomal protein B
Exons: 8
Coding region: 109-1779 (556 amino acids)
Biological process (GO): cilium organization
Cellular component (GO): cilium
Source: RefSeq, a predicted model, not a curated record